Messenger RNA from Apiotrichum porosum, 2577 nucleotides. RefSeq lists its product as uncharacterized. The transcript has 8 exons. Gene Ontology annotation, molecular function: zinc ion binding; K63-linked polyubiquitin modification-dependent protein binding; protein kinase C binding. Gene Ontology annotation, cellular component: amphisome; aggresome. The record is from RefSeq and is a predicted model, not a curated record. Gene Ontology annotation, biological process: aggrephagy; endosome organization; mitophagy. Lineage: Eukaryota; Fungi; Basidiomycota; Tremellomycetes; Trichosporonales; Trichosporonaceae. Bases 1 to 2577 code for a protein of 858 amino acids.
AUGUCGACUAGAGUCGCUGCGCACAAGGAAGAAUGUUUUGCUCUCUCAGCAUGGCGCUUCUUCCUCACAUACACGGACGAUGACGGCGACGAGUUUAGCAUCAAGUCAGAGGACGACCUUACAGAGGCGAUUGCGUAUUUCGUCUCUGGGGAUGACGACCAUGGUGCAUCACCAGCUAUGGGAGCUGGGAUGGCCCUUCCUGCACCCAAGGUCGCGAUGCGCGUCGACGUGGUCGUCGAGUACGACGGCCCGAGUCUCAGUGACACGUCCAGUAUUGCCAGCUUCCCUUCGGAACGCAGCUAUAGCUCGCGCAGCGGCAGGUCCUACGAUUCGAGGAGCUACAGGUCACGAGCGUCGAGGAGUACUCGCGAUUCUCGCGGUGGUGCGGACGACACGUCUACGCUUGGACGCAGGAGUAUUGUCUCCGAUAUUAGCGAGGCGGUCGAUGACCACCUCGGCGCGUCCGAGGAGAACGACACGGCUGGACUCCCUUCGCCCAUGACACCGCGGCUGGCACCUUCCUCCGCCCGCGCGGCGGCGUCAGCGUACAGCGGCGGUGGCGCGCUCUCGCACCGCAUUUUCAACUCGAACCCCACCGCCUACGAGCACGAGUCACAGUACCGUGAACCGUACCGAGACGAGGGCCCGCCGUCGCUCCUCACAAGCUCCGAGUUGGGUUCUCGCUGGCUGCGCGAACAGAGCCAACUCGCUUCGCGCCUCCCAAGACUACGAAUCAGCGACAGGCAGUACGACAGUGACGAGAGCCUGAGCGACGAGGAGAGCCUGGGUGACAUUGCCCUUGUUCGCGACGCCCGUGGUCGCUACUAUUAUUCUUACCAGACCGAAACUCAGUCACAGUGGUCGCGCUCUGACGCCGAGUUUGACGCCCAGUCCAUCGCCGGGCCCAGCCGGUCCACCUCGUACAUGUCGGCCAACACGACUGCGAGACUGUCGCCACCCGAAUCACCCGAGUGGACCGAGGUCGCGCACACGCCAGAGCCAAUGGGUGCACCUAUUCUCGCUCCAGACUGUUCGGCGUGCGGAAUCCGCCUCGAGUACAUGCGAUACGCAUGCACCGCUUGCGGUGAGGGUGAUAUGUGGACUGUCAAUGCCGCCGGCAAGGCGCCCUUUGUACCGCCUCGCAUGCCAACCGAGAGCGACGACACAUCCUCCGAAGGUACGGCGGGAUGGGUGCGUGCGCGCUCCCACUCGAGCAAUACAAGCGGCACUACGAGCAUUCCCGACUCGAGCGCUGGCAGCCAGACGGUGUACACGUCGACCUACGGCCGCUCGCGCUCCGGGUCCAUCUCGACGAAUGCCAGUCGUACCAGUCUGGCAGUUACGAACGGCAGCGCCGCGUCCCCCACCUCUCCACACUUUCUCAGCUCGCUCGAUAUGAGCCCCUUUGACGAACGCCGCACACACGCUCCCCGAGGGUACGAGCUGUGUCCUGGCUGUAUCGAGGUGCACGGCAUUGCACACGCCAAGGCGGCGGCCAAAGCCGCCCGCGAAGACCGCGACGCGAAUGGACGGAGGAGGAAGCGGUCCAGGCUGCGCCACACCUUCCGCGAGAUGGUGUGGGGUGCGGAAGGUUGGAUCGAUGUUGGUGAGUUCCAAGCAAUGACCGCGGACCAGCUGACCCGUCAGAUUACGCCGAAGACUCGGAGUGUACAAUCUGCCGCAGCGUGUUAUUCCACAACCGCUUCAAAUGCGUAUCUUGUCCCAAAUUUGAUCUAUGCCGAUCUUAAAGUGGAAGAGAUCCAUCCCGUGCACGUCUUCCUGUCUCUACCGGAUAAACCGCUACCACAACUCACACCCCCGCCAUCGAAUGGCGGGCGAAGCGAUCGGGUCGGCGUCGAGACGCGUCCGGUGCGCCAUCCAGGAGCAUUCUGCCACAACUGUCUGCAAGAUAUUGUUGGACCGCGUUUCCACUGCGCUGUUUGUCCCUCAUGGGACUUGUGUAUCCAGUGUGAAGGUGUCAGCGCUCCCGGCGACGGUCAGCAUACUGCCGAUCACAUCAUGAUGAAGAUCCCGAUCCCGCUCGCCUCCGCCGAAGUGGAGGCAGUGUCCCGCCGUGCGCGCGACCGUUGGUUCCAACAGGACUCGUCCACCGUUGCCAGGUCGGCCAUGGGCACCGCCAUGGUGCCCGCUGCGCCGUCGCAGUCGUCGCGUUCAUCGUCCCCGACGAUCGACACCGAGACCGUGUACGCCGCCGAUAACCGCGGAACAGCGCCCAGCCAGGCUUCGGGGCGCGGCACACCGAGCACACUCCGCUCGCAUGCCACUGUCCUCACGGUAAGGGACGACCUGGACCACAAUGCCCGUUGCGCAAACUGCAACGAAUGGAUCAUGGGCAGACGGUACCACGACCAGAUCCGCGGGAUAUGGCUGAGGUGCACACACUGCGCUGCUGGAUUCGAUAUUUGCUCCGAGGCAGAGCAGGUGGCAGACCACGACGCGACGCACGUCUUUGUCGUGUUUAAAGCCAGGGUCGACAUGGCCGCGUUUAGGCGCCUGGCCGACUUGGCUGCCACCCACUCGAAACCGUUGCUCUCCCAGCAGGUGUACCUCCACUGA